Rotaria sp. Silwood2 is the source of this 1770-nucleotide messenger RNA. The record is from the annotation of a GenBank genome assembly. NCBI's taxonomy places the organism in Eukaryota, Metazoa, Rotifera, Eurotatoria, Philodinida, Philodinidae.
AUGAUGACUGAAGAAAUUAAUGUUGGUUCCCAACUAAAUCAUCAAACAACAAUUAAUGGCUACCAAAUUAUGGAACAAGAUAAUGUAGCAAAUGGUCAAGUAGAACAGAUAUCUAAGUUUCUAUCGGAAUGUCCAGAAGCUGCACUUAAUGUACACAAGUAUCUUCAGAAAAAAUAUUCAAAUCAACAACAAAAAUUCAAUCAACCGGUUAAUUCAACACCGAAACGUGGUCAUCCUUUAGAUGACAGCGGAGGUUCAACUAAUAAUGGAAGUAGUCAUCGAAAAUUUCAACGGAAAGGAAUUAACAGCAAUGAUCAAAGAAACACGGACAACGGACAACAAAUAAAUACUUAUCAGCAGCCUCAACCACUAAUGUCACAACUGGCACUAAAGGAAGGUCAACAACAACAAAAAAUAACCGAAGAUUCUUCUAAGAAGAAGCAAGUUCCAUUUGAACAGUUGAAACACGCUGUUUCAUCAAAUUUACCAUGUUUUCUUGUUGAAUUUAAUUCUGAUGCGAAUCAUAAUAACAUUCCAUCAGCUCUUCAUGCAAGUGAUUUUAUUUUUAAGGAACUAAAAUCUAAUGGCAUCUCAAUAGAUCGUUUUUCACUAGUUGGAUGGGCAGGGAAAAGGUUAAAGUUGGGUGUUAAUAAUAAAGUAGAUUAUGCCACACUUAUGGAGACGGAUAAAUGGUCAACGGAAAUAAAUGGAAUUAAUAUAGUAGUUGUUAAGCCAAAGUAUACACCGGACUCAUUUGCUCUAGUAGUUCGAUAUAUCCCUAGAGAUUUAGAAGACAAUUUUGUUGCAAAUGAAAUAAAACGGACAAUUGCAUCUGCGGAUCGAAUUAAACGGAUUCAUUAUGCUUACCAAAGGAAAACAGAUGAUUACCGAUUCGACGUAAAAAACUAUAGUGAAUAUAAUGCAGCAUUACAAUUAGGUCGAAUUGCAAUUGGUCAUUCAUGGUUAUCAUGUUGGUGUAUCGGUCAUUUAAGAGCCAAAUGUGAUUCAACAAGUAAAUGUCGGGUAUGUCUGGAAAAUCUUAACGUCAAUAUCACACAUAUAUGUAAAAAUGAAUUUAAAUGUGCACAAUGUGAUGGUAAUCAUCACUCACUGGACAAUCAAUGUCAAAUUAUACACGAGUACAAACAUCGAUUAAAAGAAGAUGUUGAAGUCGCGAUCAAAAAAGGGUUAAUUCAUCGAUCAGAACCUAUAGAAAAAUGUACGUCCUUCGAACUACGUGAACAAGAUUUUCCAGCAUUGAUCAAUAGUAAUAAGCAAGUUAAUUAUAAAUGGGGUACUCAACAAUUACGUAUAACUAGUGAUUCCAAUUCUUUAAAUGUAUUAGACUCAGAAAAAACAAUGGGCACUAUUAAUGAUAAAUUGACGACACUUAUCGACAGUAACAAACGAAUAGAGAAAAAAGUUGAUCAACAAACUAUUGAUAUAAACAUGGUUGCUCUGGACACUCAACUACAUCAAGCAGUUUUAGUCGACACUAUCGAAAUUAUGAAAGAUUUUUUACAAAAUUUUAUUCCGGCAUUGUUAACCUCCGGAAAAGCUGAAAGAUUAACAUUGAUGCCUCUAACACAACGGUUUUUUAAUCGAUUUCAUGAUUCAGCUUCAAGAUUAAAUGAAGGUUUUCAACUCAAUCGUCAAAUUUCACUAACUCAAGCAGCUACUAAUCGCAUCGCCGAUCUUGCAACAACAGCCGAAUCAUUAUCAAGAAUUACACAGCCAUCAAAUUCACGCUCAUCACAAAAUAAUAAGUAG